AUGUUCUAUUGCUACAGGAGCUGGAACUUGGUGACAGAAAAGAAGACAUGGCUGGAGGCUCUUGAGUACUGCAAAACAAACCACACCAAUUUGGCCAGCCCAGCCACUGAAGAACAGCUACGUCUGGCUGAAAAGGUGGCUUCACAAGCUGAAACAGUCAGUGUUUGGACAGGCCUGCAGUUCUUGGAUGGACAAUGGUUCUGGAUAAGCGGGGAGACACUGGGAACCUCAGACACUCUGCCAUCAUGUCCAGCCUAUGAUCGCCGCUGUGGAGCUCGCAACCUCAAAACAAAAACCUGGGAGAAUCGUGACUGUAAUGAGAAGCUCAAUUUUAUCUGCUACUAA
This is a messenger RNA of Trichomycterus rosablanca, 345 nucleotides long. RefSeq names its product lectin BRA-3-like. Bases 1 to 345 code for a protein of 114 amino acids. The record is from RefSeq and is a predicted model, not a curated record. The transcript has a single exon. NCBI's taxonomy places the organism in Eukaryota, Metazoa, Chordata, Actinopteri, Siluriformes, Trichomycteridae.